AUGGUACGGUGCGAUAGCCAACACUAUACAGCUGGCCCUUCUCGCAUCCAAUAUAGUCAUCAAACAGCAAUCGGAUCAGAGAGUAGCUUGGUCAAUAGCUCGACUUCUCUGAGCAGUCAAUCAACCAAGCCAUCGGUUUUCUUACGGCUACCGACAGAGAUCCGGCUCCGAAUCUACGAAUGGGCAUUAUCUGCCCCCAAUGACUACGUCGACAGGCCUCUGAUUGUAGUCGACGAUCGCGGCAAUAUCUCCUCACGAACUCGAUAUCAAAAUAUGUCCAUGUGUCCAAGCCGGACUGGCGAGGACGGUACGGCGCGCAAGCUCCUCGCCGUCAGUCAUCAAAUCCACGAUGAAGCAGAGGACUUCCUAUAUUCACAUAAUACACUCUUCUUCCGGCACGCUUUCGACCUUGACCGGCUGGGGGAGUUCCUGGAUACGUUGAGCAGCACGGCGCGCAAGCACAUCCGCAGCGUCGGCUUCGAGGUGUUUUUCUUCGUGCACGCCGAGCCGGGUGUGCCCAAGCGCACUUUCAAGCAGUAUGAAAGAGCAGGCACCCUGCUCCGCUCGAGACUCCCUCAAUGGAGCAGUGUCCUCUUCUACCUCGACCCUUACUUCUACUACCCACCCAAUUCCGUGGGCGGGCGAGAUUCGGCUUCUCGCGGUGUGAUGAAUCUAGCUGCGCGGUUUGGGGCCUUGUGCAGAGAGGUCAUUUUCUAUCCACUGCCUUUUAUACAACAGGCGCAGCAGCUUGUUGUUCGCAGCAGCUCCCCGGACAGAAGCACUUCGAGGAGUCACAGCUUGGGCAGAUCGGAUUCUGCAGGCCAUUUCCUGCAGAAGUAG
This is a messenger RNA of Penicillium cinerascens, 840 nucleotides long. RefSeq lists its product as uncharacterized. The record is from RefSeq and is a predicted model, not a curated record. Bases 1 to 840 code for a protein of 279 amino acids. NCBI's taxonomy places the organism in Eukaryota, Fungi, Ascomycota, Eurotiomycetes, Eurotiales, Aspergillaceae. The transcript has a single exon.